Messenger RNA from Daktulosphaira vitifoliae (grape phylloxera), 724 nucleotides. RefSeq lists its product as uncharacterized. The record is from RefSeq and is a predicted model, not a curated record. The transcript is spliced from 3 exons. Bases 230 to 589 code for a protein of 119 amino acids. NCBI's taxonomy places the organism in Eukaryota, Metazoa, Arthropoda, Insecta, Hemiptera, Phylloxeridae.
AUGUAUACUAAAUUAUAAUUAUUUUACAGAUAAUAUCAACAGACAAUUAACUACGCUGAAGAACAAAAUCGUUUCCAGUGAAAUAAAACUAAAUCAAACGAGUACCACAAUAUUAGAACUCUUAGAAUUAGAUUCCUCAUAUAAUUCAAAAAACCUUAAAAGUUGUUGUGCUAUUUUUCACAAGAAUUUGUUUGCAGUAGAAAAUCCCAAAUUUACAAGCAAUGACCAUAUGGAAGUUUUGACAGUUUUGAGAUUUAAUACAGCAUUCAAUAUUCUGCAUGAUUGCUUACACAAAUAUGACUGUUCGAAAAUUUCUAAGGAAGAUCUUUUGUGGGGAUUUUUUAACAGAGACCCAAAUUCACGAAACGAUGAGCCAGAUUUAAAAUCAUCAACUCAUCAAAUACUAGAAGUUGUUGUUCGUAAUAAUUCACCAGAUUAUUUUGUUGAUACUAUAAAGCGUUAUAUAUAUGGGCCUAAUUGCAAACAACCAUUCGCGGGAUAUUGUGCUGCUGCUUACUACACGUAUUUGAUUACUGAAAGUCCCAAUUUAAAUAAUAUAUUCAAUGAAAUUAGACAAUUAAAGUCAUGAAAUAAAAAUUUUGUUUUUGUUUUUAAGUUAUAAGUAUUUAAAUAACAAUAUUUUGUUCUAUUUCUCGAUUUUAUAUUAUACAUUUUUUACUUUAAAAUGCUAUAAUUUUUUGAAAAAUAUAUGAAUCAAUACAAU